AUGACAAGGCAUUGUGACGUUUCGAUACCGGAUUCACCUGAACCUCCUUUUCCAAUUACCACAUCGUUCGUCGAUGUAAUAGCUGGUUUCGGUCGUGGAUCAGCAGAGUUAGGAAUUCCUACAGCGAACGUGCCCAUCGAUGAUUUACCAAAAAUCGUGGAGCAACUAGACACAGGAGUUUAUUUUGGAUGGUGUAAGGUAAGGAUGGCAAAGGACCGUGACACCAAGGUGGAACAAAGACCCGAUGGCAGAGAGGUCCAAUACAAUAACGGUACCUUACUAAAUGACGAAGAUUUAGCAGUUCUUCCAGUGGUACUUUCUGUUGGCUGGAACCCAUUCUACCAGAACAAAAACAAGACGGUAGAACUACACAUAAUCCACAAGUUUUCUGAUAAUUUCUACGGUGCCCAAAUCAAAUUCAACUUCUUAGGGUAUAUAAGGCCCGAGUUAGACUACACCACAAAGGACGCAUUGAUUGCAGAUAUCCAUACCGACAUUGAAAUUGCAAAAGAGAAACUACAAUUACCUGGAUACCGGAAACUUAAGGAUACUUUAUAA
Kluyveromyces lactis is the source of this 558-nucleotide messenger RNA. RefSeq names its product riboflavin kinase (gene FMN1). Bases 1 to 558 code for a protein of 185 amino acids. NCBI's taxonomy places the organism in Eukaryota, Fungi, Ascomycota, Saccharomycetes, Saccharomycetales, Saccharomycetaceae. Gene Ontology annotation, molecular function: riboflavin kinase activity. The transcript has a single exon. The record is from RefSeq and is a predicted model, not a curated record. Gene Ontology annotation, cellular component: mitochondrion. Gene Ontology annotation, biological process: FMN biosynthetic process; riboflavin biosynthetic process.